This is a messenger RNA of Cucurbita maxima (winter squash), 2187 nucleotides long. RefSeq names its product bromodomain-containing protein 4A-like. The record is from RefSeq and is a predicted model, not a curated record. The transcript has 7 exons. Bases 1161 to 1982 code for a protein of 273 amino acids. Lineage: Eukaryota; Viridiplantae; Streptophyta; Magnoliopsida; Cucurbitales; Cucurbitaceae.
UCGGAACACCUUAAACAUUCGAAAUUCAUAAAUCAUUAGAAUUAAGUUGCGAGAUAUUCAUUUCCACUCCCACUGAAUCAUUAGAAGUUUCAAUCUCUACGAUCAUCUCGCGUUUCUCUAUUAAGUACUCGAUAGAUUGUUUUGCUGGAGAUUUUUGCUCAAUGAGUAGUAGUUUUCGUUUCUGAAAUGUUUCUAUGAUUGUACGUAUUAAUGCUCGGGGAUGGCGAUGACGCACUUAGAGAUACGGGAUUUUAUUGCCUUUAAUCGAACACUUUUUACUAGUUUUGGCUUUUGAUACUAAGAUCAUCGCGAUGCUGAUUUUCCAUUAUGUGAGAUUUUGAUGAUUAUUUGCAUUUUCUUGUACUUGGUGAGAAUGUGGAUUGAAAAGUGCAUUUACUUCUUUAUCCCCUUGGGGGUUUUCAAAGAAGGGGAGCGCUGAGACUCCUCUGUGUUCUAUUUUCUUCCCAGUUAUCACGGGAAGAGAUGCAAGUUAUCCGUUGUACCCUAAUGCCAUGACCAAAAAUGUUCUAAUACCCUAUUGUUAUAGCGGAAAUGGAAGCAAGAUCAAUCGUACUCACACACUCACAAACAGAAAUUAAACUAAGAGACACAAAGAUUUAUGUGGUUCGGAGAGAAGAAAUUCCCUAUAAUCAAAGUGUUUACGGGUGGUAGCCAAUCACUAUAACCAAAGUGUUUAUAAAUGUAUCUCUCACACUCUCCCACUACAAAAUUUCUCAACAAAAUUCCUCCCAAUUGCCAAUAACUCAACCUCUCAAAACAAUGUUAGACAGACCUUUAUAUAGGCCUAGCAAUACUAAUUCUCAUACAUGAACCAAAAGGGUUAUGAAUAAAUGAGAAUUAAUAACCAAAAUAAACGAGAAUAUGAACCAAAAUGGUUAUGAACUAAAUGAGAGUUGAUAACCAAAAUAAAUGAAAAUAUGAAUGAAAGGUUACGAGAGUUAUGAAAAUACAACUUCAUCACAACUUACAACAUUAUCUUCAUGUUAUGCUCUUGGGCUGUCAAGAUAUAUUUACCGAUCCUUCUUGGAAUUUAAUAUGCUUGUGGAUUCCUUCCAUGACGGAAGGCUAGUUCAGUUCUCUGAUUUUAACUCUUUAGCAAAUUUAACGCAGUGUGCGGUCUUCUCUGGUUUUGCUUUGUUAUGUCAAAGCAUCAAUCUGAUGCAGCUGGCCAAGAUAAACUCGGUCCUGAUUACUUCAGUUACUUCAGACGGGAAGUUAUAGAUUUGUUAUCUCAAGAGGAUAAUCUGCUUUCUACUUCUUCUUCACAUGAUUCACGGAUAUCUGAAGCUUCAUCUUCAUUUGGUAAUAGCAUGGGACCUAAGCUCUCUCAUUUUAAGAAAGAAAAACUGAAGGCAUUGCUCAGGCAGAGUGCUGUUAUUCUUUCAGAAGAAGUAAAUGAGAUGCUCGGGCCUGCUCUAUCUAUCCAACAAUUGAAGUCAGAUUUGAGAUCCAAAAAGAAUUUGGAAAAUGUAGACAAAAUAGUUAUGAAUGAUGCAGAGCAAGCUCCUUGUAAGAAACUCAAAUCCUCAUCCUCUUCAACCAGCCUAUCUGCGCACAAGAAUUGUGGUGGUCUUGGAAGUAGUAGAGUGAUAGAUGAUGAAUUGCAGUUCUUUAUAGAGAACAAUAGUGAGCAGAUCGAAGCAAUAGUGACAAAUCUUUCAAACGAACUGUCUGGAAAACUAGGACACAUGGAGCAACAGCUUGAGGAAGUUCUUGAUUCUGUAACAUCAAAUUGCAGGCCUAUGACCUUCAAGGAAAAGGAACAGCUUCAGAAAAUGAUUCAGGUGCUUCCACCCCAAAAUCUUGGCCGUAUUGCAGACAUCAUCCAACAUAUGACAGACGAAACGGAUUCCUCUUAUGAAAUCCAUAUUGAUUUGGAUAAAGUGAAUAACACCACUCUCUGGAGAUUAUAUUACUAUGUAGAAGCAGUUGAGAAAGCAAAGAAGCUAGCAUCCGAAUGAAUAACUUUGUCUCUUGUUUUUGCGGCUCCAAGAAUCAUUUUUUAAGAAGUUUAGAAGCCCCUCCUCUCUUUGUUUCUAGGAUUUUGGAGGUGGCUGGUCAUAUCUUAACUUGAAGUGUGGUUGAUUUUGAGGCUAAGAACACAUUCUUUUUGUUUGAACGACUUGCAAUCCCAAGUAUUUGGAGAGAAUAAAUUCUCUGUUCACU